Molecule: messenger RNA, 1377 nt
Organism: Exophiala spinifera
Lineage: Eukaryota; Fungi; Ascomycota; Eurotiomycetes; Chaetothyriales; Herpotrichiellaceae
Exons: 1
Coding region: 1-1377 (458 amino acids)
Source: RefSeq, a predicted model, not a curated record
AUGGGUUCAGAUAUCAGGACGCAUGAGUUCCGUAUUACCGAGCUUGAUAAUGAUGGUAUCCCGUCAGCCAUCUAUGAGAUUGACUCGGCGACAGCUCAAGUCGAGAAGCGAUUACCACAGAGGUCCAUUCCCAGCACAUCCCUCUCGAUUCUUCAGAAAUGCAUAUCACCUUUCCUCCCGGCUGGCUAUCCUUCCACAGUGACACCCGACUACACUCCCUAUCAGAUCUGGGACUCACUCCAAGCAUUUGCCUCCACUAUCGCUGGUUUGCUGGCGUCGAGGGCCGUCUUUGUCGGCAUGGGCGUGGGAUCCGAGGAUGCCUCAUUAGUCACUACGAUGUUGCUGUACAUCGCGCAAGAAACCAUUGGCAGGGUUGCCACAAUUCUCUUUGCGCAUCGGUUUUCUCAGCGUAUCGAAGCUGAAGUCAAAUUCUACCGAUUCUUCGCUGACAUUGUCAAUGAUAUUGCUUUCGUGCUGGACUGCAUGAGUCCUGCUAUGCCCCUCUUCGCACGGGUCUUGACUCUCUGCGUCAGCAACGCGUGUCGAGCCAUGUGUGGAGUUGCUGGUGGCAGUAGCAAGGCUAUCUUGAGUUCCCACUUCGCCAGAGCAGGGAACAUAGGUGAGCUCAACGCGAAAGAUGGGAGUCAAGAGACUGUGAUUAGUCUAGUAGGAAUGUGGGCAGGAGGCCUGGUUGUCAGCAAAGUCCACGGGACAAAGGCCACAUGGUGUCUCCUGGUGCCGCUGUUGGUGCUACAUCUAUGGGCAAAUUGGCAGGCAGUGAACAGUGUCCGCCUAAAGUCAUUAAACCAUGAAAGAGCGACCAUUUUCUUUACAAGCUUCGUUGAAGGCCGGAUCUUGACUCCGGACGAAGUGGGUGAGUCUGAAUCUGUACUUCGGCGAAAUGACCGUGGGAUGGACAUUCGAGUUGGCCUUGAUUUGAAUUCGUUCCUGCAAUUCAUGCAAUCAUCGUUCCUGGGAGAAUCCGGAUCUUUUAGGGAGUUCAAGAAUGUGGUUGACGUGUUUGCGAAGGAAGAUUACUUGCUGUGGGUCGACUCAAAAAGAAGAAUUGGUGCCCUGAUGUUGAAAGAAACAGCAACUGCCGAGACUCAGGUGAAAGGGUUCUGGCAACUAGUUCUAUGCUUGCAUGGUAACCUAGCCUUGACUGAGGAUCUCAAGGGCAAACGAGAGUCAAGUUUCGCCCAGUCUGAGGCCUUGGAUGCGCUUGUGUCCUCUUUGCACAGGACGCAUGAGGAGUGGCACAAACUCCGAAGUCAAGCUCAGCAAGUUGGCUGGGAUCUCGAUGCGACCAAUUUAAUCAAGGGCCACGGCCACCGGAUCCGGGUAGAAAUUGCAGUUGAGGACAAGAAAGACAAGUGA